Molecule: messenger RNA, 2436 nt
Organism: Salarias fasciatus (jewelled blenny)
Lineage: Eukaryota; Metazoa; Chordata; Actinopteri; Blenniiformes; Blenniidae
Gene: pcyox1
Product: prenylcysteine oxidase 1
Exons: 7
Coding region: 225-1754 (509 amino acids)
Biological process (GO): prenylated protein catabolic process; prenylcysteine catabolic process
Molecular function (GO): prenylcysteine oxidase activity
Source: RefSeq, a predicted model, not a curated record
UGUGUCAAUGCUUGAAGACGUCCGCGGUCUCACCCCGACUCGAUUCACCCUUUUAACGGGUUUAGCCAGUUAUUACUUCACUUUUCUGUUUUUCGGGUGUGUGCGAGAAGAGCUGGGCUGCUCGUCGAAGCCGUCUGGCUGAAGUUUCUGAGAGUUUGGAAGUCUUCAGGAAGUGCGCCUCUUGGAAACAGAUGCUCGCCGGCACGGAGCUGUAGAAGUCCGCCAUGAACCCGCACACCCUGUCUCUGAGAGCCCUGCUCCUCCUGGGGCUCUGGCACUCUGGGAGGAGAAGUCUGGCCUCAGCCCCAGAGCUGCAGGAUCAGCCCAAGAAGAUAGCUGUGAUUGGAGGAGGCAUCGGCGGAACAGCAGCAGCGUUUUACCUGAGAGAGGAGUUCGGACCCGUGGUGAAGAUCGAUGUGUUUGAAUCUGGCUCCGUUGGCGGGAGGCUGGCGACAGUGAAGAUGGGAGAUUAUGAGUAUGAGACUGGAGGCUCGGUGAUCCAUCCUCUGAACCUGCACAUGAAGCACUUCAUUGAAAAAAUAGGUCUUCCCCCGAGGAAAGACCUCCCUUCUAAAAUGGCCAUCUUCGAUGGGAAGGAGCUGGUGUUUGAAGAGAGCAACUGGUUUAUAAUUAACUUCCUGAAAAUGCUCUGGCGGUAUGGGCUAAACUUUAUUCGAAUGCAGAUGUGGGUGGAAGGUGUUUUGGACAAAUUCAUGAGGAUCUACCAGUACCAGCAGUAUGGCUACUCCUUCUCCAGCGUGGAGAAGCUCCUGCACGCCAUGGGUGGCGAUAGCUUUCUGACUUUGAUGAAUCAGACCCUGGAGGAGGCCAUGCUGGCAGACGGAUUCUCACAGGUCUUCCUCAAUGAAAUCGUGGCUCCAAUAACCCGAGUCAACUACGGCCAAAGCGUUCGCAUCAACGGCUUCGUGGGUGCAGUGUCGCUCGCGGGGGCAGAUUCAGGCCUGUGGGCAGUGGACGGGGGUAAUAAGAGGGUGUGUUUAGGACUGCUGUACCACAGCAGAAGUGAGCUCAUCUCUGGAAAAGUGACUUCCAUUUCAUACAAGGUCCGACCGUCCAAGAGAGGUACAACAGCCGGUUUCUAUGAGGUGAACUACGUUGGGGAGUCGGGAUCGGCGCACGGCCUGUACGACAUCGUGAUCGUAGCGACGCCGCUUCACCAGGGGAAAUCUGACAUCGCCUUCUCGGGCUUCUCCCCUCCAAUCCCGUCGCAUUACCCGGGGCGCUACCACCAGACGGUCGCCACGCUGGUGCACGGGCUGCUGAACGUGUCUUACCUGGGGACGGCCGAGCCGGCCUCCGAGUUCACCGUGUCCGACGUCCUCACGGUGGACUCCAAGGGCUCGGUCAUCCACAGCCUGAGCUCGCUCGACCCCGUGCACAUCCCCGAGGGCUACAAGCGACCUCCGGCCAGCCAGGCCAAAGUGUGGAAGGUGUUCUCCCCUCAGCCCCUCACUCAGGAGCAGCUGCAGAGCAUGUUCCUGUCGUACGACUCCGUCUCCGAGACCCCGUGGCUGGCUUACCCGUCUUACCGUCCGCCGCAGCGCCGGUCGCCGCCCUUCAUCCUGCACGACCGGAUGUACUACCUCAACGCCGUGGAGUGGGCGGCCAGCGCCAUGGAGAUGAGCGCCAUCUCCGCCAGGAACGCCGCCCUGCUGGCGCACCACCGCUGGCACGAGCAGGGGACGAAGGUGGACCAGGAGGAUCUGCACACCCGCCUGAGGGGAGAACUCUGAAUCAAGUGAGAACUGAAACUACUCCUGAGAACCGCGAAGCAGAGUCAAUCAGGGCCGUAACGUUUGGCGCUCAGGCGAGAUUGUUGAUUUAUGGUCCUUAAAGUGUUUUCACUACCUUCUGAAGAUCAGAUGGAGCACAGUUGGGCCGCAUGCCGCUCUGACCCUUUUUUUUUUUAACCCCUGACACCCGUUUCUAAAAAUUGAUGAGGAUUGGAGGAAAGUCAUUUUGACGUGAUAAUUCUAAUUAAUCCAUUGUAGAUGAAAAAUAUCCAAUCAAUGCAUUUCCAGUCAUUUGAUAAACUUAAUUCAGGCAUUCAGCUAGAUUUUUGUUUUAAUGAAAUUCAGUCACCAAGAUUAUCUGAUAUUGUUCAAAUCAGUAAUAAUUAGUCUGUUGCUGGUGAGGAUGCUGGGAGUGGGCCGUCGCUGCCUUAGAAAACGGUGAAAAACACUAAAAAAAAAAGAAGCUAUUUUUCUACACUACAGAUCCAUCUAGAAGAGGUUCAGUCAGAAAGCUACUUUUUCCUCAAAUUUCAUUCUUUCAUACAUUUAAAAAUGGCACAUAAACUGAACUAUCACAAUAAUGUUUAGUUUCUUUGUUUAGAACUUUAGCUUUUAAGUCAAAGCAAUAAAAUGGAACAAAAAACAAGAGUAUUAAAAAAAAAAAGUAGCAGAAUCAAAGCUU